ACACGACGGCAGACGGGACGGUGCAGGUGCGCGAGUGCGAGCGGGAAAAAGGCUGUGCGGUCACUGCUACUCUGUGUGUUAUUUCAGAGUUACAGGCCAAACAUUCUGAUGUGCGGCCGAAUCAAAUCGACUUUUUGUGUGCAUCGCCCCAGCGUUCGUCUUAAUUAAUUAGUGAUUGCAAGCGGGUGCAAUUAUGCACAAAAUUACGGACUAAUACAACUGCCCGCUUCGCGCUCUCUCCAUCUCCCUUCCAAAUAGUCGUUUGCUCUUCGCACACAAAAGUGUAAACCCUGUGAAAGGAUAUAGCGUAGGACCAGUGAACAAACAAGUCCGAGAGAGCGACAAACAAAGGACCGUGCACUGGGCACCUGAAGGCAGACAGCUGGCAACGAAUCAGGAGAGGAUCAGGAGAGCAGGAUCAGCGGGCACAAGGAUCACCGGAGCAGGCAAAGGAAACACCUGGCACACAGCACAGCCACUGAGAGCGACGUGAACCAAUGGGCACCAAUUCGGGAGCCACCGCUGGCAUAAACAACAAGCCGGUUGGCGGUGCAACAGGAGCCGGCGUCCUUGUAGGCGGCGGUGUGGGCGGUGCCAAUUCCUCGAUCGGCGGUGUCCUGUCGAACAGCCUGGGCGGUGGCGGCAGCGGCGGUCUGAGCAUCAGCGGCCUCAACGCUGGUGGACAGAACGCCAAUGUGGGCGGAAUGGGCAACGUUGGCGGCGACGACGGCGGAAACGGGAUGGUGGGCGGCGGUGUAAAUAACCAGCAGGCCACAACGCCCCAAUACACAAUACCGGGCAUCUUGCACUUCAUCCAGCACGAGUGGUCGCGCUUCGAGCUGGAGCGAUCACAGUGGGACGUGGACAGGGCCGAAUUGCAGGCUCGCAUUGCUAUGCUGCUUGGAGAGCGCAAGUGCUUGGAAAGCCUCAAAUCGGAUUUGACGCGCCGCAUCAAGAUGCUGGAGUACGCACUGCGCCAGGAGCGUGCGAAAUUCUAUCGUUUAAAAUACGGCACCGAUCCGCCGCAGCUCAAUGAGUUCAAGCCAUCGAACGAGGAUGCCGGACUGGCCGGUGAGGUGGCCACUGACUCGGAGGUGCCCUACAGCAGUGUCUCGAACACUACGUGGCGGCAGGGGCGUCAGAUGCUGCGACAGUAUCUGGCCGAGAUUGGCUACACAGACAACAUCAUCGAUGUGCGUUCAAAUCGGGUGCGUUCGAUCCUUGGCCUAAACAAUAAUGCCGAGCACGACGGCAGCGGCGGAGGACUGGGUGGUGGACUUGGCGGCGGCACCGGCGGCGAGAACCUUAGCCCAAACAUCAAUGGAAACGAGAGCAACAAACGCGCAUCGGAGACGGAAGGCCGUCAUACUCCCGCUAAAAAAGUGCAACAAUCGAUCGAUGAAAUAAUCGUGGACACCGAGGCAGCUGUGAUGGCGAACUUUGAGUUCCUGGGCGCCACCGAGAUGUCCGACGACGACGAGAUAUCUGACGAUCUGGAAAUGGUGGCCACCGACAAUGACGACACAGACGUAAAGCUGGCCAAGCGCGCCAAGUCUGGCAAGGAUAUGCUCACCGAGGAGGCCGAUGUGGGAGAGCAGCUAUUGAACGAUAUGAAUCUCAUGACUGAAGAGGUGGACGGCUCGUUGGGACUGGGUGAGCUUGCCCAGCUGACGGUGAAUAACGAAUCUGAUGGCGCCUACGAUGCGAACUCCAAGGAUGGAACUGGCGGCAGUGCCGGCGGUGCUGGUUACCGCAAAACCUGGAACGCCAAGUACACGCUUCGCUCGCACUUUGACGGAGUACGAUCACUUAUCUUUCACCCAGAGGAGCCGGUGCUGAUCACGGCUUCCGAGGAUCAUACGCUUAAGCUGUGGAACCUUCAGAAGACGGUGCAGGCCAAAAAGUCGGCCAGCUUGGAUGUGGAACCGCUGUAUACGUUCAGGGCCCAUACGGGUCCAGUUCUGUGCCUGGGCAUGUCGUCCAGCGGCGAGACAUGCUAUUCGGGCGGGCUGGACGGUAACAUUGAAUGCUGGCAAUUGCCGUCGCCGAAUAUCGAUCCGUACGAUUGCUAUGAUCCGAACGUGCAUUCCGGCACGCUCGAGGGGCAUACGGAUGCCGUGUGGGGCCUUACCACCAUGCAAAGCAACAUUGUGUCAUGCUCAGCGGAUGGAACGGUUAAGCUGUGGUCGCCAUACAAUAAGGAACCGCUGCUGCGCACAUACACAGCCUCCGAGGCAGAGGGUGUACCCUCAUCCGUUGACUUUGUUCGCAAUGAGGUUGACCAUAUCGUGGUGGCCUACAACAGUGCCCACUGCAUCGUGUACGAUACGGAGACGGGCAAGCAGGUGGUGCGUCUGGAGGCGGCGCAGGAGAUGUCUGGCAACACGGGGAAGUUCAUUAACAAGGUGGUGUCACACCCAACGCUACCCAUUACGAUAACCGCGCACGAGGAUCGUCACAUCCGCUUCUGGGACAACACAUCCGGCACGCUGGUACACUCCAUGGUGGCGCAUUUAGAGCCGGUCACCUCGCUGGCCGUCGAUGCUCAUGGCCUGUAUUUGCUAUCCGGCUCGCACGACUGCUCGAUACGGCUGUGGAACCUGGACAAUAAGACGUGCGUGCAGGAGAUCACAGCGCAUCGCAAGAAGUUUGACGAGAGCAUAUUCGAUGUGGCCUUCCAUGCCACAAAGCCGUACAUUGCUAGUGCCGGGGCCGAUGGCCUCGCCAAGGUCUUUGUCUAAAAGAGGCGAGACGAGACGAGACGAGACAGACAGACCCACAUCUCCCUGGCCGCGUCGGAUCGAACGAAUUCAGAAUUCGGAAUCCAGAGUGCAUAUGCAGAGUGCAGAGUGCAGAAUCCACAGCCAGUAACUCACAGCUAAGCGAUUGCGAGUUCGAGUUAAAUAAUUAUACAUACAUUAUAAAUAUACUAUACAUAUAAAUCUAAUUAUACUUCAACCGAGAACAACAACCAAUUAUAUGCAUACAAUAAUAAGAAAGGGAAAAGAGAACACAACAUAAACAUACAAAUAAUUGCUAAAAAAAAAAAAAAAAAAACACACAAACAAAACAAAAAAAAUUAAAUAAAUUCAAAAUGAGAAACGGCAUUUCGAGCAGAGCAAACAGAGUCAAGUAAAUGUAACAGACGAGAGUCGCGUAAUCUAGUAACGUAAUUCUAAAGCAAUGCAUAAUAAUACGGCAAAUAACCACAAAUAAGUGCAACCCACGGACAUUAUGUAUUUGUUCAAAAUAACAACGUAGCAAUGAAAAAGUUUGAUCUUGUCGUGGAUCUUUAUUUUGCCCACCAGUUGGCGGGAUCAACCCAAGAUCGAUCCUCUUUUCGGUUCUAGUUUUAAUAGCACUUGCACAGCGAUUGUUCUUAACCAAGUCGGCCUAUAUAAAUCAGUCAGACUUCCUGUACAUUUUAUAUACAUACACAAACCACACAUAUAUAUAUAUUGAAACUUAUUCUAUGCCCAUGGCAAAUCUUGAAUGUGGAGCAUCUGACAUAGGCACUCUCGCUGUGCAAGUGCCAGGAUACACACGUAUCCUUCGCUGCUGGCGAAGGAAAGUGUAUUGAAACAUUUACGUAACGAUUAAAACGAUGUAGACGAUCAAAUUCUGUAGACUAAGCAAGGGCAUAUACAUACAUAUAACCAAACAAUAUAACCCGACCCCAUAUUAGCGAAAGAGCGAGAAAAAAUUGUAAAUUAACAUUAAUUAGAGGACAGUCGAGGUGAGACUUUGAUGAACGGCGGCCGGGUUUAUAUACGCAGGUAGCAAGUCAAAACACACACACACACGCGAAAAUUGUAUUUAACAAUUGGUACAUGCAGAAUGCUUAUAUAAUUUCAAUUGUCAUUACCAAGGGGAGUACGCAAUGCUUGAUGGAUUAACCACGACCAUGUGAGGAUGAGAUAUAAAUAAUAACUGCAGGCAAGCUAUAAACGUAUGCUAAGCUAUUUAUUUAAUUUAUGCCUAGUAUUAACGAAUGAAAGAAAGUUACAAACAAACAAAACAAACAAAAUGUUGGCGCCAAUCGCUGAUCCAAUGGAUUUCGUAGUUGAAUAUAAAUAGAUUCGCUUACCAUGGAUGCGUACUCGUAAUUUUAAUCAAGUAAAUUAAUAACACGAUGAAUGAACAGAUUUAGAUAUGUGACUUGAACGUGAACGCCGAGCAACUCAAUAUUAGUUUUUAGUAUUACCAAUUAUUAUUAUAUUAUUAUUACAAAUUACAUUUACGUGAGCCUUUCACCGACCGACACUCUCCACAAACCUUAAAAACACCCAAAAACUUGAUAUUCGAAACCGACGAAUCAGAAUCAAAAACGAUUGCGAUCUGUGUACACCAAGCAAAUCCUCUAUUAUUUAAAUUACGUAUUUUAAUUUACGCCUUAGUUGUUACAAUCGAGAAUCCGAAUCGCCUUUUGGAUUACCGCGGUGAUCCGAAACUCUGAUGAGCCGAUGAUGAAUGAUAAUGGUAAUAAUUAAAAUAGUUGUGGACGACCAUCGGGGGCAGCCACUCACAUAUACAUAUAUAUAUAUAUAUAUGUAUAUAUAUAUACAUAAAACUAUUGAUUUCUAAUUUUAACUGUAAAUUCUUGAUUUUUUAUUACCGUGUAUUUUUAUUUUAAAUAAAGUUUUACAAAAAGAAGCCCUGUGACUUGCGUCUGCCUUUUGAUUUCUCACAAUUCUCACAAACAGCGCACAAACUAUUCAGAUUCAGUGAUGAGAACGUUGUAGACCAGCUGGUUCUCGUUUGCAACGGUGGCAAAAGUUAAUAACUUUCACUUGGCAUUUUCAUUUUCGAACCGUUCUCGCUGCUGGCAGCAUUUUUGAUUUCUUAACUCAGUUUUGCGAACUACACCGCACAGAAUUGAAAGCAUUUUCGUUUCUACAAACCAUUACAAAUCCACUGCCGACAAACACAAGCUGCACGCAUGCGUUUUGUUUCAACAAAGACCGAGAAUUCGGAUCAGCAAUGAAAUUCUCAAAAAAAAAAAAAUUGCUAACAAAAAGUAAUGUAAUUCUCCAAACAAAUACAAAUACAAAUAAUAAAUAAAACGCGGAUCCGAUUUGGCAUUCCAACUAAUACUUAAGCCGCAGAAAGCGACGCCGAGAUGGGCACGAUAAGCAUUAUUUAACUAAGUCAAAAUAAAAGUUCAUUGUAGAUUUGAGCAUAGUGAGAAGGUCCCAGGUCCUAAUGGAACACCCAGCACAUAAGUUUAUACAUACAUAUAUAAAUAAUAAUGUCAAAGGAAAUGCAUAUUAACUGAACGAUACUUUUAUAAUAAAUUGACGAAGAAGUGCAUAAUACUCGGAGAAAUAACAUUCACACAUUUCAUGUUAAGAUACAAUAAAGUGAAU
Messenger RNA from Drosophila melanogaster (fruit fly), 5366 nucleotides. It is a transcript of the gene Cka, whose product is annotated as connector of kinase to AP-1. NCBI's taxonomy places the organism in Eukaryota, Metazoa, Arthropoda, Insecta, Diptera, Drosophilidae. The transcript has 6 exons. Bases 498 to 2741 code for a protein of 747 amino acids. The record is from RefSeq and is marked reviewed.